AUGGCGUUCCUGGGCUGCUUCCUCCUCCUCCUCGCCAGCGCCACGGCCCGGGCGGAGUACGGCGUGGUCCACGUGGUGUCAGAGAAUUGGAGCAAGGACUACUGCGUCCUGUUCAGCUCCGACUAUGUCACCCUCCCGCGGGACCUGCACCACGCCCCACUCCUGCCCCUGCACGAUGGCACCAUGGCACCCUGGUGCCCGGGCCGGGACUCCUCCCACCGGGCCCAGCCCGGCUCCCCCAGCCAGCGGCCCCUCCGCCACACCACCGCCAUGGUUAUGAGGGGCAACUGCAGCUCCUACGCUAAGGGCUGGCUGGCUCAGGGCCAAGGCGCCCACGGGCUGCUCAUCGUGAGCCGGGUCAGCGGCCAACAGUGUGCAGACACAACCCUGGCAUCCCAGGACCCCCACCAGCCCCUGCCGGGCCUCACCAUCCCCGUGGCCGUGCUCCGCCACGCCGACAUGCUUGACAUGCUCAGCCACACCCACGGCAGCGCCGUGGUCCGCGUGGCCCUGUAUGCGCCCCCCGAGCCCAUCCUCGACUACAACGUGGUGGUCAUCUUCAUCCUGGCUGUGGGCACCGUGGCUGCCGGCGGCUACUGGGCGGGCCUGACUGAGGCGGACCAGCUGCAGCGGUGCCAGGCCCGAGGAGGAGGGGGGCCCGGCGGGCACGAUCAGCAGGGAGCGGCGGCGGCGGCGGCCGCGGGGGGACAGGAGGGAGAAGACGAGGACGUGCCAGUGGACUUCACGCCGGCCAUGACGGGGGCCGUGGCCACCGUGUCCUGCUCCAUCAUGCUGUUGCUCUACUUCUUCUAUGACCGCUUCGUCUAUGUCAUGAUCGCCAUCUUCGGCCUGGGCGCGGGCACCGGCCUCUACACCUGCCUGGCCCAGCUGGUGCGACACCUUCCCCUGCAGCGAUCCCAGCAGCCCGUGGCCAGCCAGCGGGCCCAUCUGCAGCUGCCCCUGCUGCUACUGGCCGGCCUGUGCGCCGCGGUGACCGCCCUCUGGGUUGCCCACCGCAAUGAGGACCGCUGGGCCUGGCUCCUGCAGGACACGCUCGGUGUGGCCUACUGCCUUUUCGUCCUGCGGCGGGUACGGCUGCCCACACUCAAGAACUGUGCCUCUUUCCUGCUGGCCCUGCUGGCCUUCGAUGUCUUCUUUGUCUUUGUCACGCUGCUCCUCACCAGGACUGGGGAGAGCAUCAUGGUGGAAGUGGCCUCGGGCCCCACGGAUUCCUUGAGCCACGAGAGGCUACCCAUGGUGCUCAGAGUGCCUCGGCUGAGCUUCUCGGCCUUGACGUUGUGCGACCAGCCCUUUUCCAUCCUGGGCUUCGGCGACAUCGUGGUCCCUGGCUUCCUGGUGGCCUACUGUCACCGCUUUGAUGUGCAAAUCCACUCACGCCAGGUCUACUUCAUGGCCUGCACCGUGGCCUACGCCGUGGGCCUGCUGGUCACCUUUGUCGCCAUGGUCCUCAUGCAGAUGGGCCAGCCCGCCCUGCUGUACCUGGUGUCCAGCACCCUGCUCACCAGCCUGGCCGUGGCUGCCUGCCGCCAAGAGCUCACCCUCUUCUGGACCGGCCAAGGCAGAGCCGAGACACCUGCCCAGCCCGUGGCGGGGCUCCGUGGCGCGCCUUCACUUGGCUCGGAGAAGCAGCAGGAGGAUACAGCAGACGUCCACCCAGCCAGCAAGUUUGAGGGCGCCACCAGCCACCCAGCAGGGGACUUGGACAGCAACCUGGAGGAGGACAUGGCCGAGACUGCCACCGUAUCUGAGGAUGAAGCCGCUGGUCCGGAUGGCCACAGGGACAGCUCCGAGGGCUGGAGCGAUGCCAACCUGGACCCUGAUGAACUGUUUCCUGCCUCCUCUGGGGCCUCGGAGGAGCCGACGCCACAGACGCCGACCGCCAUGCUGAGACCGAUGAGGUUGCUGAUGCCACCGCCCUCGGAGCUGGGCCACGCUCAGGCCCAGCCCCAGGCCCACGGCGCUGGCCUGCCCUGGACGGGGCUCCACAAGAGGAAGGGCUUGAAGGUAACGAAGAGCAUGUCGACCCAGGCUCCCUUGUGA
Neomonachus schauinslandi (Hawaiian monk seal) is the source of this 2061-nucleotide messenger RNA. It is a transcript of the gene SPPL2C, whose product is annotated as signal peptide peptidase like 2C. Bases 1 to 2061 code for a protein of 686 amino acids. The transcript has a single exon. Gene Ontology annotation, cellular component: lysosomal membrane; Golgi-associated vesicle membrane; lumenal side of endoplasmic reticulum membrane. The record is from RefSeq and is a predicted model, not a curated record. Gene Ontology annotation, biological process: membrane protein proteolysis. NCBI's taxonomy places the organism in Eukaryota, Metazoa, Chordata, Mammalia, Carnivora, Phocidae. Gene Ontology annotation, molecular function: aspartic endopeptidase activity, intramembrane cleaving.